This is a messenger RNA of Ruditapes philippinarum (Manila clam), 2039 nucleotides long. Its product is annotated as TWiK family of potassium channels protein 7-like. The record is from RefSeq and is a predicted model, not a curated record. The transcript has 5 exons. Lineage: Eukaryota; Metazoa; Mollusca; Bivalvia; Venerida; Veneridae. Bases 158 to 1426 code for a protein of 422 amino acids. Gene Ontology annotation, biological process: stabilization of membrane potential; potassium ion transmembrane transport. Gene Ontology annotation, molecular function: potassium ion leak channel activity. Gene Ontology annotation, cellular component: membrane.
UUUUCGCGGUUUUCGUAAAUUUGUGUAUAUAUUAAAGGUGAAAUGAUACAUAUAUUAAAUAAAUCUCCCACAAUUGUCUUAUAAAUAUGGAUUUUAAACAAUCAUUUUAAAAGCAAAAGAACAUCUGUAUAAAGAUUGAAAAUCGUGAUUUUUCAUCAUGGGUUCUGAAGAAAUACAAAAGGAUAAAGACAGUAAUCAAAGCGGGUUUAAAUCCAUUGCAAAGUUGAUAUUUUCACAUUCGGGACAGAUUUUAAUUGUGUUGGUAUAUUGUGUGAUGGGUGGUUUUAUGUUUGAGUACCUUGAGAAGGAGAAUGAGGUACAAACGUGUGUUGACUCAAGGAAAGAAUAUCGAGAUAUGGAAAACGAGACGCUUUUAAGCCUCAUUGACGUGGUUUUAUCAAAUCCUCUAGGAUCUGAGGCAUCUGACGCCCAGAUUAUAGGCGUGUUUGAAACAUUCAGGAAUAAUACGCUGAUAAUUGGGUACGAUGGUAGUUGGUGUGAAGGGUACGGUUUACCCGAGGGGCCAAUGCAUGAAUGGACCUUUGCCGGCGGAUUAUUCUUUUCCAUGACCAUUCUCACAACAAUAGGGUAUGGGCACAUUGCACCAAAAACUAUAUGGGGCCGCAUUCUGUGUAUGUCAUAUGCAAUGAUGGGCAUACCUAUAAUGCUGAUAAUGCUGGCAAAUAUUGGUGACGUUCUGGCAGAUAUAUUCCGCUAUGUUUAUGCUAAGAUCAUCUGCUGCGGAUGCCUGAAACGUAAAAAGAAGAAGAAGCCACCGCAGCAGGAAAAAUCUUCAUCAAACAACACGGGACCACCAUGGAGGCCACCAAAUGCCAUGGUACGGGAGCCGUUGACCAUUGGAGACACGGAAACUAAACAACGGUACCACGGGGCAAAUCCUCUGAACAUCAAGGCCCUGGGGACAGCUGACCUGAAAGAAAGAGGCCGGCUUGUCAGAAUGGGUUCUAGCAAGGAGCCGCUAAUUGUUGACGAUGAUUCUGAUGAUGAUGACGAUGAACAAGAGUGGGACGAAAUAAGCAAGGUGGCUGUACCUCUGACCAUUAGUCUCGGAAUAAUAGGACUGUACAUUGUUUUUGGCGCCAUACUCUUCAAGUACUGGGAAGGGUGGGAUAUGUUACAGUCCUCCUACUUCUGCUUCAUCACGCUCAGCACGAUUGGAUUUGGUGACGUCACACCUGGGCGGGACUUCACGGAUCCCGCAGCCAAUGCGCGUCUGAUUAUCGGUACGAUAUACUCCAUAUUUGGUAUGGCGAUUCUCUCGAUGUGCUUCACGCUGAUGCAAGAGGAGAUGACGGCUAAAUUCUUGUGGAUUGGCAAGAAAAUGGGCGUGGUUGAGGACGAAGAAGAUGAAGAAGUAGAAGCAGAGAAAGUACUGUCCAGUCACACAAGUCAUUCAGAUUGCUAAACUUGUGAUUUUGAUUUUUACUUAUAACUAUAUUGUUCUUACAUAAAUCUGACGGAAACAUUUGAUCAUAAAGGAUUACUUAUUAUUUAUACAGGGACGGCAAAAUAAUUAUCCGGCCGUUUGCCAAGUUUGUCCUAAAACCUGUAUGGACAAGUGGAAAAAUUUCAAUACUUUACUAUAAUUAUAUCAUACGGACAACUUAAGAAAUGCUAAAGAUAAAAACUUGAUUUUUGUUGGCCCUGUACAAUAGCUUUAUUCUCAUUUUCCUUUCUCUUCGCGUGGAUAAAAUUAGAAAAAAAUGUAUAAUAUCGUCCCUAUAACAUAUAUCAACAUCGAAAAUUGUUUGUAUUGUUCAAUUACAAUAGCGUCGGCCUACAUCACCGUUUGUUAAUGAGACAAUGCCUAUUCGUUAGUGUGUAAGGUCCUGAUAUGUGCUUCAAGUUAAUUUAAUUAUGUGGGCUUUAAAGUGUUAAUGAAAAAAAAACAGAAUAUAAAGUAGCUGCAAAUAUAAUUCACUUAUUUCAAAGUGUUAUAAUGCUUAUACCAUUUUAAGUCUUAAAGUCACUAUCUAAUGAAUGAUUUUUAUACUGAGUUAUUUUUACUUUUCUUUUAU